Messenger RNA from Phlebotomus papatasi, 2985 nucleotides. RefSeq names its product multidrug resistance protein homolog 65-like. The transcript has 7 exons. Lineage: Eukaryota; Metazoa; Arthropoda; Insecta; Diptera; Psychodidae. The record is from RefSeq and is a predicted model, not a curated record. Gene Ontology annotation, cellular component: membrane. Gene Ontology annotation, molecular function: ABC-type transporter activity; ATP hydrolysis activity; ATP binding. Gene Ontology annotation, biological process: transmembrane transport. Bases 1 to 2985 code for a protein of 994 amino acids.
AUGGACUUGAUAAAGGAUGCUAUCGGAGAGCAAUUGGUUACAGCAGUUUAUUUCUUCAUGGAAUUCUUUUCUGCGAUAACAAUUUCAAUGUUAAUCGGAUGGGAAUUAACACUUGUAGUGACUUCAGUGUACACUAUUUGGAUGGUUAGCCUUACUAUCGUCAUUGGGAAACAGGAAAUUCGUCUUACUGAAAGGGAAGCAGAAAGUUACUCGGUUGCUGGAUCAAUUGCUGAAGAAGUCUUCAAUUCUAUUCGGACUGUUGUGGCUUUUGGUGGGGAAGAUAAAGAAUCACAAUUUCUAACUCUUAGUAUUCCAAGCUUAGAAACAAUAAUAACAGCCAAAGGGGUGUCUAAAAAAAUCUAUAAACUUAUUGAUAUAAAACCAGGGAUUGAUCCAUUCAGUAAGGAUGGAAUAACUUUUAACGAUCUAAAAGGAAAUAUUGAAUUUCGAAAUGUACAUUUUAAAUAUCCCUCGAGAAAUGAAGUAAAAGUUCUCAAAAAUAUAAAUUUUCAAAUUAAGAAAGGUCAAACAAUAGCUUUGGUUGGUAGUUCAGGAUCUGGGAAAUCAACAUGCCUUCAACUUCUUCAAAGACUUUACGAUCCAACAGAGGGAGAAGUCGUCAUCGAUGGAGUGGAUAUCAAGAAAAUCAAUACUGCCUUUUUACGAUCUCAAAUCGGAGUUGUUGGUCAGGAACCAGUGCUCUUCUCAGGAACAAUUGCAGAGAAUAUUCGAUUCGGGAAUCCAAAAGCCACUCAGGAUGAAAUAAUUAAUUCAGCGAAGACAGCGAAUAUUCACAGUUUUAUUGAAAAAUUGCCACACGGAUACGAGACUUUGUUGGGAGAGAACGGAGCCCAGUUGUCAGGCGGCCAGAAACAGAGGAUUGCUAUUGCAAGGGCUAUUGUUAGGAAUCCUAGAAUCCUGCUCUUGGACGAAGCCACUUCGGCCCUUGAUAAUGAAUCUGAGAGAAUAGUUCAAAAAGCAUUAGACAAAGCUUCCGAGGGUCGAACCACGUUGAUCGUCUCCCAUCGACUUUCAAGCAUUCAAAAUGCAAACUACAUUAUCGUGUUUAACCAAGGAGAAAUCGUUGAGACAGGAUCUCAUGAAGAACUAAUCCAACAGAAAGGACACUACUUUAAACUAAGAAUGGCCGGAAAAGAUUCCGUAAAUUCCGAUUCAUGUUCCAGUUCAGUAGAAGACACCGAUCAACCUGAAAGUGAAAGAAAGACUAACCAAAGCGAUGAAGUAGAUGAAUAUUUCUCCAAUGAUGAUCCAGAUAAAGAGCAACCAAAAAUAGAAGAAGCAAACAAUCAUAUGAUAAAAAUAUUUAAAAUGAGUUUGAUGGACUGGAAACUACUUGCAAUAGGAUGCAUCUGUUCAUUGAUCGUGGGAGCAUCAUUCCCAGUUAAUGGUUUACUUUUUGGUUAUUACUUUGAAGUAUUUCAAACCGAAGAAUUGGAUGUAAUGCGAAGCAUAGCUCUAUCUAACUUACUAAGAUGUAUUGCACUAGCUUUCUCAGCAGGAAUUGCAGCACUUGCUUUAACAUACAGUUUUGGAAAGGCUGGAGUUCAUUUGACCACUAAACUGAGGGUAAUGUAUUUAGAGAAAGCUCUUCAACAAGAAAUCAGAUGGUACGAUGAUCCUAACAAUUCCGUUGGAGGUCUCUUAGCUAGGCUCUCAAAAGAUUGUGCAAAUGUUCAAGGAGCCACUGGAAUACGUAUUUCAGCAAUUCUUCAGGCCAUUACUUCAAUUGUUAUCGGGGCAGCUUUCGAUUCUCAGUAUUCAAAAUCGGGUGCUGUGAAAGAGAAAAGAGCUAUGGAGAACGUUUCACGGAUUGCUGUAGAAGCCAUAUCUAAUAUCCGAACUGUGGCAAGUUUAGGCCUGCAGAAACACGUUCUUGAGAGAUUUGAUCAGGAACUUGAAAUAGCUGAAAGAGAAGCACUGAAGAGUACUAGACUUCGAGGACUGGCUUAUAGUUUGAAUCUUACUAUGAGUUUUGUAGUAUUUACAGUGCCUCUUUUUUAUGCCGGACCUUUAAUAUCGAGUGGAGAAAUUGAUUUUACGAAAGUCGUUAUAGUCAUUGAGGCGAUAUUAAAUGGGGCAUGGAUGGUUGGAUUUGCAUUAGCAAGUGCUCCUAAUGUGAACUUGGCUAUUACAUCAGCUCAGAAUAUCAUGUCAUUCCUCAGCAGUCAACCGAAACUCAACCGACUAGAAUACCGAAAUGCUGAAGAAAACGACCAACUUACUUCGAGUAAUGUCGAUUACGAAAACAUUAGGUUCAGUUAUCCAACUCGAUCUCAGACAGAAGUUUUAAAAGGACUUAGUCUACAAGUUCCAGAAGGGAAAACCAUAGCCUUGGUUGGGCCUUCGGGAUGUGGAAAGUCAACUUGUAUCCAACUCCUCCUCAGAUUCUAUGAUCCGGAUCAAGGAAAAGUCAAGCUUGAUGGAGUAUCGACAGUAGAUUUCUCAAUUCGAAAUCUUAGAUCGCAUCUUGGCCUUGUUUCUCAGGAACCUGUUCUUUUCGAUCGAACUAUUGCUGAGAACAUCGCUUACGGGGAUAACUCGAGGGUGGUAUCAAUGGAAGAGAUCAUCGAAGCAGCAAAAGAGGCUCAAAUUCAUUCGGAAUUUAUCACGAAACUUCCUUUGGGCUACGAUACACCUUUGGGUUCAAGAGGAACUCAGUUAUCAGGCGGACAGAAGCAGAGGAUUGCCAUUGCUAGAGCCCUCAUUCGGAAUCCAAAAGUCCUUCUCCUUGAUGAGGCUACUUCAGCCUUGGAUGCAGAGAGUGAAAAAACGGUCCAGAACGCUCUGGAAAGAGCAAGUGAGAAUCGUACUUGCAUUGUAAUUGCACACAGACUCUCCACUAUCCGGAAUGCUGAUCUGAUUUGUGUUAUCGAUAAAGGGCAAAUCGCCGAAAUGGGAACUCACAAUGACCUCACGUCUUUGAAUGGAAUUUAUUACAAAAUGUACCAGUCGUCAUUACGAUGA